AUGCGUACCUGGGGGUCAGACGCCGACCAAGACGCCGGAGAAAGCCUUCCCGAAGACGGCGUCGGCGUUCUGUUCCAACGACAGGCUAGUAGAUUGUUGCCGGAUGUCGUGACCAUUUCGUCCUUGGAAUGCGUGCAGGCAUGCCUCCUGAUGGGCGUGUACACGCUUCCCAUCGGUGCGUCUGGCUUGUCGUACAUUUAUCUGAAUUUCGCCCUGAAGCUCGCCAUCCAGAACGGUAUGCACAGGAGGUGUCCCGGAACUGGCCUCGAUGCCUCCGCCUGCGAGACGCGGAAUCGCGUGUGGUGGUCCCUCUACACGAUUGAAAGGCGCGUGGGCAUCUUUCAUGGCCGCCCUACUUCUAUAUCCAACGGCCACGUGGACGCCGAUUCCCCAGCAGAACUUACGACAUGGCUUCCCUCGCACCCUACGCACUAUGCCCAGAUCCUAGCUGCGCUGCAACUGAACCAAAAACUCGACAUGCUAUCUCAGGAAAUCAACAUCCCAAGCACCUCUCCAAACGUCUACAUGAAAAAAGGCUAUUCCACCUCGUCGACAUGA
This is a messenger RNA of Ustilaginoidea virens, 558 nucleotides long. RefSeq lists its product as uncharacterized. Bases 1 to 558 code for a protein of 185 amino acids. Gene Ontology annotation, biological process: DNA-templated transcription. The record is from RefSeq and is a predicted model, not a curated record. NCBI's taxonomy places the organism in Eukaryota, Fungi, Ascomycota, Sordariomycetes, Hypocreales, Clavicipitaceae. Gene Ontology annotation, molecular function: DNA binding; zinc ion binding. The transcript is spliced from 3 exons.